Pseudovirgaria hyperparasitica is the source of this 1349-nucleotide messenger RNA. RefSeq lists its product as uncharacterized. The record is from RefSeq and is a predicted model, not a curated record. NCBI's taxonomy places the organism in Eukaryota, Fungi, Ascomycota, Dothideomycetes, Acrospermales, Acrospermaceae. The coding region runs from base 156 to 1097 and encodes 313 amino acids. The transcript has 2 exons.
GUGGUUACUACUAAUGCUGUAGGAUCGAACCUAAACGCGCUCAGCCACAAUUCAAAUCAAGCGUCCUUCGGUUGCCUUGUCAUUCGAAGUUCGAACACCAACACACUCUACCCACACACAAAAUCAUCGACAGUGAUACGCUUCACAUAAUCAAGAUGCAAGCGAAAUCCAAGAAGGCGUCGACUUCAUCAAAGCAGCUUAGCGAUUUUGGAGCCAAGACCCUGUUCUGCUGUCUUUGCUGGCCCAUUGUCAUCGGCGUCUAUUGCUGCAAUAUGAGAGUAAUCUGUGGCACUAAGCCCUUCAACGAUUUUCCUCCAGCACCAUUGCCAGCCCGUCGGCCGCGUAGAUUGACUAAUGACAAACAAAGAUUCCGCCUGCAGAAGCACUCGCGCAAGGAUCAAAGUCAGGCUCAGUUCCUCACGAUGCUGCCAUUGGAAAUCAGACGCCAGGUAUAUCGCGAGGUGAUUGGGAACAGACGUUUCUACGUGGUUGUCGAGGAGCUCAGAACGCAGCAGAGCAAGGGCCAAGGUCGCAUCGCUGCGUAUGAGACGGUCACAGUUGUUGACACCGACCCAUACCUGACGACCAGGUUCUCACACGAAGCGACCGGUCUGCUCAAUCUGCUGACAACAUGCUGGCGAAUCUAUGUCGAAGCGAUGCCGAUCUUAUAUGAGUCAAACUCCUUUGUUAUACCCACGAAAUUCGGACAUCUGAGGACGUUCGAAUCGACCAUCCUGCCGUCUCGCUUCACAUCGAUACGUCGCCUCGAAUUGACCAUCUGCUAUAAUGACCUUCCUCGUGAUGCAGCAGCUCGGACGCAAAAAGGUGUGCUCGAGCAGUGGCGGCUCCUCCGAAGCAUGGCUAGCCUGAGAUUCUUGACUCUAGCCUUGAGUGGCUUCCGUGCUGACCGACAAGGACCGUACGACGACCUUGUAUCUCAUGUUCAACAACUUGUUGCGUCGGGCGAGCAUCUUCGCAACCUGCGCCGAUGUGUCAUCACGUGGCUCUGUGUAGACUCAAUAAAUCUGACCCUCAAGAGAGCACUCGACAAGAAUCCAUGGAUUUAUCGAACUAGGAUGGCUGCGGAGAGUGAAUAGUGCCUAAUGGCGGUAUACGUUGGCACGGAUGCGGCGGAUCCAUCCGGAUCCAGCCAUUCUUUUUACACACAUCCUGUAUAUAUAUGCUACUAUUUCUAACGAACCUUAUAAGUUAAGAGAGGCUGCAGAGGCACAUCAUCAAAUCAAGGAGCUGAGCAUAAGUCGACUAUGCACACUACGUAUCCCUUCCUCAUAAAACGCCUCAUACACAAUGAGCUUCAGCGGAUUAAGCGAUAUGCAUUACCAAGCAAC